AUGGCCAAAGAAUGCCGAAACAGCAUCAAAUGGGAAAGCGAUGAACCUGUCAAAAUAAAUACGUCAUUGGAGAUCGAUUAUGAUGUGAUGUUUGUAACAGCAUUAUACGAACGUGCCCACUUUGUCAUAGAUGCUGCGGACAAUUUCGGGUUGGAGUUUGUGGUUCCAGUAGAUGCCAAUGAUAAUGGAUAUUUCAUAUUCCUGACGAAUGUCAAUGACAAAUCUGUCGAUGUUAGAAUUCAUGGUAGUGAGGCUAAAGUCGUAGGUCCAAAUAAAACAGAGGUUGUGGCAAAGAGUGAUUUUAGUCAACAUUCUUCAGUAAUACAUAUUGAUGCUAAAGAUGAAAUUUCUGUAUACGUGUUUCGUAAUCUUUCAUCAGGAAAAGCGUUUGGUCAUUCAGUACUUCCGGUUGACAUACUUGGACCUAGCUAUCACUUAUUUUUGGACAGCACACUUGAUACCAACGAAACUGCCGAAAAUGUUUCAGUUUGCACAGGGUAUGCUAUCGAAGAUAACACAGAAUCGAACGUUGGACCUGUUGGACCUGUACCAGUUUCAAUAACUAAAGAGAUGUAUGAUAAAGAACUAGGCCACCAAAAGCUGCUAACAGCAAAUCGGCCUAUGGCUAUAUUUUGUGGUGCAGACGACAAUAGGGCCCAGAUGCCACCGCGCGAGACACUAGGUAAACAGCACUACAUUCCGCCAUUAAACCUUGACAGCACUGAGAAAGCGGAAAUACGUCUAGUGGCAACUGAAGACAGUACCAUAGUUAUCAUUAGGGGGAACUAUGACCACCUGGACACAAUCAGCCUAACCGGAAUUACAUUUUGCAGAGCCGUAGAGAAUGAUAUGCUUUACGACAUCAACUCAACCAAACCAAUACAAGUGCAUCUACAAAUGCGGUCGAAGGAUUUGAGCUGGGCUUCUGUUGUCGUCAUACCACCGGUAGAACAGUACAAGUCCGAACACGUCUUUCCCGGCAUAAACUCUAUUGGUAGCAGAGACCAUUUUGAAAUAGUGUACGUAUAUUAA
This is a messenger RNA of Mercenaria mercenaria, 1032 nucleotides long. RefSeq lists its product as uncharacterized. The record is from RefSeq and is a predicted model, not a curated record. Lineage: Eukaryota; Metazoa; Mollusca; Bivalvia; Venerida; Veneridae. Bases 1 to 1032 code for a protein of 343 amino acids. The transcript is spliced from 7 exons.